AUUUAUCUUUGACGUGAACCGGCAUUUUCCCACAACACCCUGCUCCUUCUCGAACAGAUGAUGAAAAUGGCGGACAACGCAUCAUCGGUCGAAAUUGUUGAAGGCUGUCGCCUACCAGUUCUUCGUAAAAAUCAAGAACACGAGGACGAAUGGCCUUUGGCUGAAAUUUUAAGUGUGAAGGAAGCUUCUUCAAGAAAACUCUACUAUGUGCACUACAUUGACUUCAACAAGCGUCUGGAUGAGUGGGUCACGUCAGAUAGGCUUGACUUGAAGAAGCUUCAGUUCCCUAAGAAGGAAGCAAAAACGCCAACAAAGAAUGGCCUACCCGGGUCCCGUCCCAGCUCUCCAGAGAGGGAAGUGAGGAAGAGUCUAGAUCUCAAUCUACAAUCUGCUACACCACCUUCCAGAGGCAAAACCCUCCCCCAACUGGUGUUGGGUCAUGCUGCUCUACAUGGAAAUAAACGGACUGUGAUACAAAAUAAUGAUCGAGACAUGCAGAUCAAUCUGGAAGCAGUUCAGCAGACAGUAUAUACAAAUAAAAGGAAAGUAGAGACUGUCCCCUUGGCGCCUCAGGUCUCCCCGGCCACCCCUGUCCCCUCUCUGCCAAGUUCGACUGAAGCCACUCAGGCCUCUGUUUUUCCUGUUGUGAGGGAAACCACUACCUUUAAGGCCCGUGAAGAACACGAACCGCUCGCCUCACUUACCACGCAGAAUGGCACUGCUCGACGACUCAUUCCCGCACAGCCUGGGAGGAAGAGAAAAGCCAACUGUGGGGGAAAUGAUGAGAUGAUAAAGGUUUUGCAGUAUAACAACCCUCAAAGUGCCAAUGUCUUUCUACCACCACCAGAGGAUUCCCAGGACAGUUCAGAUGGUAUCCCAUCUGCACCCCGCAUGACGGGCAGUCUGGUGUCUGACCGCAGCCAUGAUGACAUUGUCACCAGGAUGAAAAACAUAGAGUGUAUAGAGCUGGGACGUCACAGACUGAAGCCAUGGUACUUCUCGCCGUACCCACAGGAGCUCACCACAUUGCCCAUUCUCUACCUCUGUGAAUUCUGCCUCAAGUACCUCAAAAGCCUGAAAUGUCUCCAGAGGCAUUUGACAAAAUGCCAUCUGAGACAUCCUCCAGGAAACGAGAUCUACCGUAAAGGCACCAUCUCAUUUUUUGAGAUUGAUGGCAGAAAAAACAAAAAUUAUUCCCAGAACCUGUGUUUACUUGCCAAAUGUUUUCUGGACCACAAAACUUUAUAUUACGACACAGACCCUUUCCUUUUUUAUGUAAUGACGGAAUAUGACUCCAAAGGCUUCCACAUAGUGGGCUACUUCUCUAAGGAAAAAGAGUCAACAGAAGAUUAUAACGUUGCCUGUAUCCUGACAUUACCUCCUUACCAGCGUAGAGGCUACGGCAAACUGCUCAUUGAGUUUAGUUAUGAGCUUUCAAAGGUUGAGGGAAAGACCGGCACCCCUGAAAAGCCGCUUUCGGACCUAGGGCUUCUAUCCUAUCGUUCCUACUGGUCACAGACCAUCUUGGAGAUUCUCAUGGACCUUAAACCUGACAACGGAGAAAGGCCACAGAUCACGAUCAACGAGAUCAGUGAGAUCACAAGUGUAAAGAAGGAGGAUGUCAUUUCAACACUUCAGUACCUCAAUCUAAUCAACUAUUACAAGGGUCAGUACAUCCUGACUCUCUCUGAGGACAUUGUGGAGGGACAUGAAAGAGCAAUGCAGAAGAGACACUUGCGCAUAGAUCCUAAAUGCCUUCACUUCACGCCCAAGGAUUGGAGCAAGAGGGGCAAGUGGUAGUCACCGUCACAAACCUGAAACAGUGGGUCACAAAGCUUUUAACAGUCUAACCUUGAAACUGUUUUGGACCCUGGACUCUUAUUUAAGAAAAAAAGCAAUGAACAUGAACUCACUGGAGAUGAGUGAGACCUUAUUGUGAAUAUUCUUCAUAAAUUGUGAACUUAAGCUCUCAAACAGUGGCACAGCCAAAAAGACACAUUCUUGUUUAUUACUUAAACAGUGCAUUAUAGGUGUAAAUUUAAGUCUGCAAUGGUGAACAUACUGUACCAACAAUCAAAUGAAAACAAAAUGCUGGUUUGUGGAUCAAAAAUGUCCAGUUUGUUAGAACCUAAACCUUCUGUUAACAUAUUACAGGCAGUUUUUCCCCCUCUGAUUCUUUUGUGUUUGCCACACAAAGAAUUAAAAAGUCAGGACAAUUAUGUUUCCCAGGAACACAGGCAAGUAGACUUUCUUGUGUGGUGUUUUUGUUUUCAUUCAUUUAAUUUAAAGUCUUAGUGGGUGUAUACUGUAUUAGACUUGUAGUCUUGUACCACUCAAUGAGCAUUGGGACAACAACUUUCUGAACAACACUCCACAGUGUCACUUUGAGAAAUAAUUUCUUUACCGUGUGCAGAUUUGGAAACCUGUGAAAAAGCCAGUUCCUGGGAACCGGAGCCCACUGUCAAAGGGACCUGCUAUACUAACUCCCACAAUUAUUAAUCAUGGCUUUGUAGGAUAUGUAUCCUGAAUGUGUAUAUAGAUAAAAAGCACAGGGAAUCACAUUUUCAGAGCUGUAUGUGUGAUAUCUGCUCAUUUAGUCACAUUUCAACACAGUCAUCUUAUGAUUGUGCAAAAUUUUAAUGUCUUGAGGACAGUGUGCUCGUAAAAACCCAUGCGUAGGACUGCAGCUACUUUAGUGUCAUCGUAUAAAUCAAACAUGGCUCACUUGUUGAAGUAUUUAUAGUCACACAGCCAGAAUUACUUUAGUGGGGGGCACAAAAAUCCAAAAAUAGACAUAACGUAUUGCUGCUUAAGAACCAACUUGGUCAAAUCAGGUUUAUCUUUUAUGACGGUAAUGCUGCUUUUCAUUCCCCUUUUUUUUGAAUAGUGGGGCGUAUUUAUAUUUUAUAUAAUGAUUCAGGUGAAUUUUAUUUUACUUUUUUUUUCUCAGAUAACACACUGUUAUGACCUUCUGUGCACCAUGUGCAGUCAGUUCCCCAAGUUAAACAUCGUCCCUGUGUUUGUACUGAAGCUGAUUGUAAAAUUGAUUAGAAGACAGAAGCCAUGUUGAACUGUUAGAGGAAUGUAAAUUUUUUGUACAGUUGUCAUUUUUUUUUUUUUUACUUAAUGUACUAAUACGCUGCACAUUAUUAACAGGAGAAGACCAUUCAAUUCAAGUGAUAUAUUUCUGUGUGUGUUUUAUGUUUACAUGUCAAAAAGGAUGUUAAAUUUGCCCUGUUGAUACUUAGUAUAUCUGUAUGUGAAACACAGUUGAGCGUAUGAAUGUUUGGUGUAAAAAAACUUGAUAAAUUGGUUAAAAAUGCUAACAAAAAGGUAUAAAAGCCUAAAAGAUGUUUUAAUCUGUGACUUUAAA
Betta splendens (Siamese fighting fish) is the source of this 3373-nucleotide messenger RNA. Its product is annotated as histone acetyltransferase KAT5-like. The transcript has 16 exons. Bases 58 to 1800 code for a protein of 580 amino acids. Gene Ontology annotation, biological process: regulation of DNA-templated transcription. The record is from RefSeq and is a predicted model, not a curated record. Gene Ontology annotation, molecular function: histone acetyltransferase activity. Lineage: Eukaryota; Metazoa; Chordata; Actinopteri; Anabantiformes; Osphronemidae.